Theobroma umbraticum is the source of this 1209-nucleotide messenger RNA. Its product is annotated as heterodimeric geranylgeranyl pyrophosphate synthase small subunit 2, chloroplastic-like. NCBI's taxonomy places the organism in Eukaryota, Viridiplantae, Streptophyta, Magnoliopsida, Malvales, Malvaceae. Gene Ontology annotation, molecular function: prenyltransferase activity. The record is from RefSeq and is a predicted model, not a curated record. Gene Ontology annotation, biological process: isoprenoid biosynthetic process.
GACAUCUCAUAAUUCAUAUAAUUGUACCCACAACGUUUUGUCCUCCACAACCCCAUCUACCAAAAGCCAAAGGCUUCUUUCUUCGCCAUUCUUUUCCUUUCGAGCUUGAAGCUUCCUCAUUCUCAUCCAUGGCAAGAGCUCUCUCCCACAUCAAUGGCAACCCAUUGUUGCGAGUUCCCUGUAGACCAAAUCCCAUGCCUUAUAAACCUAUGAAGGUUACCAUGUCAUGCAACCAGUCCUAUUGGGCCUCCAUAAACGCUGACAUUGAAGCCCAUCUCAAGCAGGCCAUCCCGGUAAGAGAACCUCUCUCUGUUUUUGAGCCCAUGCACCAUUUGACGUUUGCCAGCCCAAAAAACACCGCACCGGCGUUAUGUGUGGAGGCCUGUGAGCUGGUAGGUGGGCGCCGGGAUCAAGCUCUGCCGGCGGCAUCCGCACUUCACCUCAUGUAUGCAGCUUCAUUCACUCAUGAGCAUCUUCCAUUGACACAGAGCUCAAGGCCAAAGUCCAUGAUUCAUCAUGCAUACGGCCCCAACAUCGAGUUGCUCACUGGGGAUGCAAUGAUACCAUCUGGACUUGAGCUAUUGGCUAGAUCGGACGAUCCGGUCCAUAAUGACUCAGAGCGGGUUUUACGUGUGAUGGUUGAGAUCACACGUGCUGCAGGUUCACAAGGAAUGAUGUAUGGACAGUAUUGUGAAGUAGAACGUUGUCAAUCGGGCAAUAAAGAGGCCAGCUACAUCGGAGAGAUCGAACGCAUCAGUGAGAAAUAUGAAGGUGCAUUGCAUGCUUGUGCAGCUGCCUGCGGGGCAAUAGUAGGAGGUGGAAGUGAAGAGGAAAUAGAGAAAAUGAGAAGGUAUGGUCUAUACAUAGGGAAGAUACAAGGAAUGUUGAACAGGAUCCGAAGCCAUGACCAGGAGUUGAACAAAUUGGUGGAGGAGCUAAGGAACUUGGCUAGCAAAGAAUUGCAAGGGUUCGAUGAGGCAAAGAUUGCAGCAAUAUCUAGUUGUUUUGAGUCUAACUUAAUGUAUGCUUAGAGUCUAUUAUUUUGAUGUCUAAACAUGCAUGGAACAUAGGACAGUGAUAGUUACUUGUUAGCAGAAUAUUGGUAUUUGUCCAAUGUGAUGAGUGAUAGUUUUCCAGGAUUUGAACAAUAAAGAGAAGUGGGUGUGGAUCAAAUAAUCUUGUUAAUGAAUUUGUUCACAUUUUGUAGCU